AUCCACUCCAUCGAUCUGAUCCAACGCCCCAAGCAAAACCAAAACUCGUCAUUCCACCUCACCCACCAGCCAAUCCUACCAUUCAACCACCAUCUAUUAUCCCAAAACCCAUAUUCCCGUCCACGUCCGGAUCGACCUGCUCGCCUCUGCAAUCCAGGAAACGCCUGCACCUGCAUUCGCCUGUCCCCGUCCUCGAUACCCUGUUAGACCUCACCACCACCACCACCACCACCACCACCACCACCAGAUACUACUGAGACAGUGACGAGACGGAUUGACUACCUUAGUAAUCGUCGUCACUGCAAAAUAUUGCCCGCCGCCCUCACGGUCGAAAGGUCUCACUCCAUCACGAAUCCCCGUCUAUCACCGCUACGGCCCCCAGAUCCUUACCUGACAUCCUUUGCACUACCGUUCUACUAUUACCACCAACUCCGUCAUCCUUUUUCGUCGUCGCUGCCGCCCCUGUGCCUGCUCCCGCGACAACUCGAACGACCAAUACACGCCGGCUUUCCGCAUAAUCACAGGCUAGCUUUUCUUGCAGUACUGCAUCUGAAGAAUUGCUUGCGCCGCCGCUCACUGUGUUGCAUUAGUCUUCCGGUGACCAAUUUCUUCCAUUUUCUUUUUCUUUCUUUUCUCUCGUUCGUCGAGUUUUUGGUUUCCGACUUCUCCAUGGAUACCAACCUAUGGAGUCGCCGUACCAACUCGAGCAAGCUCUCAUUGACAACACCUGGAUCCGGCGGCCAGGUCGAUAAUUCGUCUUCACGCACAUUUUCCAAGCGAUUCGGCGGUGAUAGCUCGUCGCACGGAAAGACCAACCCUUUCAACUCUAUAACUACCCCAGGUGGGCUGGUGUCACCCACGGCCGGCGCUUCGAGCGCUUUUGGCCUUGGGUCUGGCGCCUUCGCCUCGUUCGGUUCGGCCAAGACUCCCAAGACUACCGGCAACCCGUUCGAGACCACCCUCAUCGGUCAUUCCGCGAAGACACCCUCCGCUGAGAAAUCUAGCAAGGAGGGCGGCCUGGGCGGCAAGACCGUUGGGAAGACUGCCUCCAACGCCUCUCUUGCCGAUGCCAACAAGAGGGCUCAGGGCGCAGUGUCCAACUCCCCGAGUUCGGGCCUAAAUCACCAGCUGCGCAACAGCUGGGUCUUCUGGUAUCGGCCCCCCAUCUCGAAGGCUAACGGCUUCAUCGAGUACGAGAAGACUCUGCACCCUAUCGCCACCUGCGAGACGGCUGAGCAGUUCUUCGCUGUCUACCAGCACCUCAAGCGCCCCUCGGGUCUGCCGCUGGUGUCCGACUAUCAUCUGUUUAAGAAAGGAAUUCGGCCAAUAUGGGAGGACGAAGAGAACAAGAACGGAGGAAAGUGGAUUGUGCGCCUGCGGAAGGGUGUUGCCGAUCGCUACUGGGAGGACAUUUUGCUGGCUCUGAUCGGUGAUCAGUUUGGCGAUGCCAGCGACGAUGUUUGCGGCAUUGUUCUCAGUGUUCGGAAUGGCGAGGAUAUUCUCAGCAUCUGGGCUCGGGCUAAUGGCCAGCGGGUCCUGAAGAUUCGUGAAACGAUGCGCCGGACCCUCUCAUUCCCCUCCGAGACCAAGGUGGAAUGGAAGAGUCACGACUCGAGCAUUCAGCAGCGCACUGCCAUUGAGGAGUCGCGUCGCGAGAAGGCGAACAACCGCGACCAUAGCCAGGGCGAUAAGCGGACUACCAACAGACAGCAGCAGCAGACGGAUAGCCGCCCGUAGCAUCUGAACACCUCGGCGAGGUUCCACGUGACGCAUAUUCCGUCAGUUUUCCAUCGUGCGGUGAUUCGCACCAUUUACAAUGCUGAAGGCAAUAACGUUACAGGACGUGUUUAGCGCGCGUCGGACAUAGAGCGUUUUGAAAUCAAGCGCUACCUCCGUACCCCUCAUACUUCUUUAAAGUAAGAGAUAUGUACAGUAUCCACAAGAAAAAGCAGCAGCAAGCAUGCGUUCCUGAGUUUUGGGCAACCCUUUUUGGUAGAAGCGGAAAAGAGGUGGUCUUCGGAUUGGGAACGGCUGUUUUCCUCUUCCUCUUCCUGCGCCUUCUUUCACUUGCACUUCAUUUACCCGCACGGCGUAUCAUUUUGAUGGGAUCAUGGCGGGUUUGGAACGGGGUUAAAGGCCGGAUGGAUGAACGGACGGGACGGCUGGAUCAAAUGGGAUGGAAUCUUGACGUGGAUUAGGCGGAGGGAAAUAUAUAACCUGUGCAUGCAUGCAUAUGAUGCUUGCUGGCAUGGUCCAUUGUUCUUUGAGCAUGCGAAACUGUAAGGGGGUGAAGCAGGGGGUAUGUCAGAUAUCUCGUUGAACGCUUGAUCCCAAGUAUUGGACGUCAGAAAAUCUCUUAUCAUGGUGUCUUGACUUUGCGUAUGGACAUGCCUUUUCAUUCGUACGGGCCUCCAUUAACACUAUCCAUUCAAGACCCCCC
This is a messenger RNA of Neurospora crassa OR74A, 2440 nucleotides long. Its product is annotated as translation initiation factor eIF4E3. Gene Ontology annotation, molecular function: translation initiation factor activity; RNA 7-methylguanosine cap binding. Gene Ontology annotation, biological process: translational initiation. The record is from RefSeq and is a predicted model, not a curated record. Gene Ontology annotation, cellular component: eukaryotic translation initiation factor 4F complex; cytoplasm. Bases 670 to 1737 code for a protein of 355 amino acids. Lineage: Eukaryota; Fungi; Ascomycota; Sordariomycetes; Sordariales; Sordariaceae. The transcript has 3 exons.